GUCAAGGCGCUCGGUCCCGCGGGCGAUCUCGCCGCGGAGACGGCGGCCGUCUUGGCGGAGUGCGACGUCCCUUUAACAAACGUCUUUUCGACCGGCGCGAUGAACGAGUUACCGAGGGUCGAUUCGCACGUAUCAUCGGGUCCUGAUACUCACGAUAAAGAGUCCUCGUGGAGCGUACCAAACGCGGAGCUGGCGUCUCGGGUGGACAUGCGGGGGGUACGGACGAUGAGCGUCGACCCGCCGGGGUGCGUCGACGUCGACGACGCGUUGUCCGUUAGGCGAAUCCGAUUGGACACGCGUGCCGACGUGGGCGUGCACAUCGCCGACGUGUCGCACUUCGUGAAGGCCGGAUCGUUCCUCGACUUGGAGGCGUACGCGAGGGGCACCACCGUGUACCUCGCCGACGGCGGCCGAUGCGACAUGCUCCCCGCGCUCCUAUCCGAGAACGUCUGCUCGUUGCUCGGAGGACGCGAACGGCUCGCGGUGUCCUGCGUGUGGACGCUGGAUGCGCAUUGUCGGCCCUAUAUGGGAGGGAUGGGCCCGGAUGGAUCGAAAGGCCCUAACAGCCCGUGGUUCGGUCGAACGGUGAUCCGGUCGAACCAUCAGCUCAACUACUACCAGGCGCAAGCCAUCCUGGACGGCGUUCCGCCGCCCACGAAAGCGGACGACCUGAACGACGCGACCGAGACGCGAAGGGUCCGCGACGACCUCGCCGUCCUCGCCGCGUUCGCCCGGCGGUGUAACGCGGCGCGAACGGCGAGGGGCGCCGUGGAGCUCGCGUCCGCGGAGCUUCGGUUCGAGACGUGCAGCGACGGCGUGCCGAGAGACGUGUUGACGAAGGGCGAGGUACCGAUGAUGCGAAUCGUCGCGGAGUUGAUGAUCGCCGCGAACGCCGCCGUCGCGGAGAAGAUCGUCGCGAGCGACCCCCGCGCGUUCGUGAGAUCCCACCCGCCGCCCCGGCCCGAAGGGUUCGAGGAAUUGGCGGGUUUGAUGAAACGCGCUACGGGGGUCACUUUGGACGCGACCGACGGAACCGCGCUGGCGAAUUCGCUCUCGUCGGCGAUUACGAAGGCGACGUCGUCGGACAAGGUUUUAGUCGCCGUGGCGGCGGCGACGGACGCGCUGUUCCGCGGGAUGGCGACGCGGGCGAUGUCCGAGGCGCGGUACCGCGUCGCUUCCGGCGGAGUCGAAGGGAGUAAUAAUUCGCAUUACGGAUUGGCGCUGACGCUGUACACGCACUUUACGUCUCCGAUUCGUCGGUACGCGGACGUGGUGGUGCACAGGCAGCUCAUGGACGCUGUGACGGGCGGCGGGGACGGGGACGGAGACGAAAAGUCGGCACCCGGGACGUCGAAGAGCUUGUCGUCCCCCGCGGGUUUGGCGAAAGUCGCCGACCACCUCAACGAGCGCAAUCGAGCGGCUAAGCGAGCGCAGGCGCGAUGCGCCGGGCUCUACCUCCUCGAGACCCUCGCGCGUGCACCCCGCGUCGAGCGCGCGGUGGUCCACGAGAUUAAGGACGACGGGUUCGUUGCGUUCGUGCCGAGGUUCCACGUCCGC
Messenger RNA from Micromonas commoda, 1557 nucleotides. RefSeq lists its product with no specific name. Gene Ontology annotation, cellular component: exosome (RNase complex). Lineage: Eukaryota; Viridiplantae; Chlorophyta; Mamiellophyceae; Mamiellales; Mamiellaceae. Gene Ontology annotation, molecular function: RNA binding; 3'-5'-RNA exonuclease activity. The transcript has 3 exons. The record is from RefSeq and is a predicted model, not a curated record. The annotation marks the transcript as partial.